Messenger RNA from Notodromas monacha, 804 nucleotides. The record is from the annotation of a GenBank genome assembly. NCBI's taxonomy places the organism in Eukaryota, Metazoa, Arthropoda, Ostracoda, Podocopida, Cyprididae.
AUGGAUUUUACCGAAAAGGAAUUUGUGGUCGCCCUUCGUCAAUUUUUGGAAGGAUUUUGUCUUCCCGGCAAAGCUCAGAAAAUCGAUCGAUUGAUGGAGAAAUUUGCGUCACGUUACUGUGACUGCAAUGCAAACCAGGGGUUGUUUGCAAGUGCUGACACAGCGUAUGUGUUGGCGUAUCCAAUCAUUAUGUUGACGACGGAUCUGCAUUCACCUCGCGUGAAGAACAAAAUGACCAAGGAGCAAUACAUCAAGAUGAAUCGUGGGAUCAACGACAGCAAAGAUUUACCGGAGGAAUACCUGUCGAAAAUUUAUGACAAAAUUUUCAGCAAUGAGAUCAAGAUGAAAUCCUCUGUUGUAACAAAUGAAAAAAAGGGCCGACUUGUGUACAACAUGGAGCUAGAACAAAUCUCUGAGACUGCUCAAGCCUUGAUGCAAGCAGCGUCGCAUGUUGACACCCUGUUCUUUGAAGCUGUCCAUUUGGAGCAUGUGGCUUGGGCAUCGUUAUUGGCUGCGUUCAGUGUUGAUCUUCAAGAUUGUGAUGAUGCUGAUGUUGCGACAUUGUGCCUGCAAGGAGUUGGAUGCGCGUUUCGUAUUGCGUGUAUUUUUCGAAUGGAGAAUUGCUUUGAAACACACUUGAAGACAAUCAUUGGACAAUACAUGGACUGCAAAGGACACUUUGUGGACAAGGAGUAUCCAUCCUUUCAAUCAUUGCAUAUUGGUGUUUACCUGCAGCGUUUGAAACUGGAGAAUGGGAGCAUAUUUGCAACAAGGGAAUCAUUUGAAAAUCAAUUGGUUACAUAA